Messenger RNA from Lepisosteus oculatus (spotted gar), 5906 nucleotides. RefSeq names its product coiled-coil domain-containing protein 186 (gene ccdc186). Lineage: Eukaryota; Metazoa; Chordata; Actinopteri; Semionotiformes; Lepisosteidae. The record is from RefSeq and is a predicted model, not a curated record. Gene Ontology annotation, biological process: vesicle cytoskeletal trafficking. Gene Ontology annotation, molecular function: small GTPase binding. Gene Ontology annotation, cellular component: trans-Golgi network.
UAUACUUCAUUCACUCUUUCAUCUGUCUGUUUAUUUUUGUCGGAUCCUGCGCUGUUCUAGAUACUUCCAGUUCGCGAAGUGCGAUCCGGCUGCUUCAGAUAUCACAGGACAGAAUGGAACAACCUGUGUCCCAAACAGAGUUCCCAGCAGCCAAUGGAAGACUUCAGGAACCGCUUCAGGACAGCCCUGAGUUAUCCACAGCUGCAAGCGGGAAUAAUAAGACUGCAAAUGGCAUCACAACGACCAAGAUAAAAGACAGAGUAACUGCGCAACCCCAGGAUGAUUGUUCAUCGGAGCACUCCCCCCUUCCUUUGACAAAGUCUUGCACUGAACAUGUACUUGUGGAAGACGGACAAGAUUUGUUUCCAACUCAGGAUGGGAGCGAAGAUCCUGAAGCCAAAGAAGUGGCUAUAGAAGAGACUAGAGAGUCACCAUUCCCAGCAGUGGAUGACUUGGGAGAUGGUGAGGGCAGUACAUGCACACCAUCCAAUGAGAAAAGCCAUUCUGUGCAAGGACAGGUGCUCAUAAAUGAUUUUCAGCCCUCACAAAACUCAAGCACAACAAAUCCAUAUGACACCGAGUGCAGCAAGAAGCUGAUGUCUGAAAUCCAGCGUUCAAUAUCGCAGGAGUCUUUGUUAGAUGAGAUUGAAUCUGAGCUGCUUUCGUGCCCGUUUACAGAUGAAGGUAGUUUACCCAAUGGGUUGAAAAAGGACCAACACUCUCUAAUUGUGUUUGAAAAAUGUGUGCAGGAUAAAUGUUCACAGCAAGAAAAGGCAAUAAAAAGGUUAUUGGAUGAAAACAAAAAGCAUCAGGAGCUUAUUUUAGCUAUCUGUUCGGAAAAAGAUAACAUGAAAGAAGAACUCAAGAAAAGGAUGGAGACUGAAAAACAGUAUAUAAGUAACAUUAAAAAGAUGGAGGCAAGAGUGGAGGAGCUGACAAAAGAACUGAAAGCUUCAAAAGACAAACUGGUUUUCCAAGAUAAUGCUGCCAAGAAUGCCAUUCAGCAGCUGCAAAGGGAGAUGGUCUUCAGGCUAGAUCAGGCCAACAAGAAGUGUGAGGAAGCGAGACAAGAGAAAGAGUCGAUGGUGAUGAAAUAUGUUCGGGGGGAGAAAGAAUCUCUGGACCUUCGCAAGGAGAAGGAAGUGCUGGAAAAAAAGCUCCGCGAGGCCAACAAGGAGGCAGAGAAACAAGCUAACAGAGUGAAGCAGCUCACGCAGGAGAAGGGAAGACUGCAGCAGCUCUAUGACACAAAGGAGGCAGAGGCUACCAGAUUUACACGUGAGAUUGAGAAACUCAAGGAGGAAGUCAAUUCCCAUAUAAUCAAAGUGAAAUGGGCCCAAAACAAGUUAAAGAGUGAAACUGAUGCACAUAAGGAAACCAAGGAUAGGCUCCGAGACACUACAAGCAAAUUGACUCAAGCCAAGGAAGAAGCAGAGCAGAUAAGAAAAAACUGCCAGGAAAUGAUCAAAACAUACCAGGAGUCAGAAGAAAUUAAAUCUAAUGAGCUGGAUGCGAAGCUUCGAGAAACCAAGGGUGAACUAGAGAAGCAAAGACAAGAAAAAACUGACCAGUUAGAGCUCCACCAAGCCAAAAUAAAAGAGCUUGAAGAUUUGAAGAGAACCUUUAAAGAGGGAAUGGAUGAACUACAUACACUGAGAACAAAGGUGAAAUGCCUAGAGGAUGAAAGGCUACGAACAGAAGAUGAGUUGUCAAAGUAUCGGGAGAUUAUCAACAGACAGAAAUCAGAAAUUCAGAAUCUGCUGGAGCGACUAAAAGUGGUCCAGAAACUGGAGGACCAGCAUCAGAAAGAUGAGCAGGACAUUCAAUCCCUGAAGGAGGAGGUGGAGACCCUGAACUCCUUGAUCACAGAUCUCCAAAGGGACAUCCAAGGCAGUCGAAAGAGAGAGUCAGAGCUGCUUGGCUUCACCGAGAAGCUGACCAGUAAAAAUGCCCAGCUGCAGUCCGAGAGCAACACACUGCAAACACACCUGGAUCAAUCGACGAAUAGAGUGAGGGAUCUGGAGAGCCAGAUAGAAGAGAAGGAGCGCAGCAAUGUUGACCUGACAGAGAGACUACAGAAGGAGGAACAGCUCAGACAGGAGGAAGUCCACACCCUUCAAAAUGAGAGAUCAUCCCUACAGAAAGAAACAGCAGAAUUGAAAACGCGCAUUGAAGAGCUAAAAGAUGACCUUGUUACGCAGAAGAGGAAGCAGACUGCAAAUAUUAAAGAUCUCACCAAACAGCUUUUACAGGCUCGGAAAAAACUGGAUCAAAUGGAAAAUGGCAACUAUGACAAAGAAGCCAGCAGCAUGGGGAGCAGGUCCAGCUCAUCAGGAUCCCUGAACGCUCGGAGCAGCAACGAAGACCGUUCGCCCGAGAACUCCGGCUCCUCGGCCGUCGUGGACAGCUUCCCCCAGGUGGACAAGGCCAUGCUCAUCGAGCGCAUUGUGCGUCUGCAGAAAGCCCACGCGCGCAAGAACGAGAAGAUUGAGUUCAUGGAAGACCACAUCAAGCAGCUGGUGGAGGAAAUUCGAAAAAAGACCAAAAUAAUCCAGAGCUAUGUUUUACGGGAGGAGUCUGGUGCUUUGUCGUCAGAAGCCUCCGAUUUUAAUAAAGCUCAUCUGAGCCGACGCGGAGGCAUUAUGGCAUCACUUUAUACCUCGCACCCAGCGGACAGUGGGCUCACCCUGGAGCUGUCAUUAGAAAUCAACAGAAAGCUACAAGCUAUCUUAGAAGACACACUACUCAAGAACAUCACACUGAAGGAAAACCUCCAGACCCUUGGGUCGGAGAUUGAACGGCUUAUCAAAACUCAGCAUGACCUGGAACAGAGGCUGAAGAAGAAAUAAGAGCGGCCAAGUCCUGCAGACCAUGGAAUGUAUUUGCUGGGGAAGAUCCUGGCCUUUGCAAACUGUUGUUUCCACUGAUCUCUGCUGUAUCAGAGAAAGCCUGUACUGUCAGGUUCAAGUGCCAUGAACCUAUGACAACACCAAUGCACACUACUUUGUAAAUAAGUGGAUGCAGUAUGUCUGGGGCUUAUCUUGUUUAAACAAGGAAUGAUCCUUAUCCUGGAUUUGGAUUUCAGAAUAAAAGUAACAGUGAAUGCAAGGGAUACAAGUCUACUGGGUAUAGAAUGGUCAUGGUUUGAAACUUUGUUUCCAUCUAUUUUGUAUAAGACAAAAAUCUGUGGUGUCCUAAAUGACGAAUAUUCAAAGCAUCGGAGUAGAAAGGCCUCAUCCAAAUAAUGCAUCUCUACUGCAAACUGAAAUUUAAUAUUCGAACACUAAUCUUAAUUUUAGUUCUUGUGAUACAAUGCAAAUAUGGAAGCUUCUAAUAGACUCCUUUUAAUUUGUGUUAGAUUUUUUUUUAUCUUCCACUGAUUGUUUACCAGCAGUAAAACUUAACUGUACAUAUUUACAACUUGCUUAUUACAAAGAGAAAGCUCUCUGAUUCACAAGAAAAAAAACAAAUCAAGGGAUCUGGUUUUGUACACAUGCAUACAUCUAGCCUUCUAGCCUCUUAUUCUUUUUCUGUACUGUUGCCAAUCCUGCACGUUUCUUUUUUACGGAGUAAUUUGGCAACUAAAUGUGAGCUCCAGUUUAUCAUUUCAGAUGAGAGAAUAUUCAGCCAAUAACAGAACACUCAUCUACCACAUUCUACACUGCAUGCCUGACUGAAAUGUUCAAGAUUUCUUACAACACUUCCAUACACCAGCUUACAAUCCAAAGCGGUUUUCAGUAUUUAAUAUGUAUAUGUAUUUAUUGUAUAAUAAUUACCGACAAAUGUACCCGAAUGGUGGGAAGGUUUAGAUAAUGAUAGGCACUCCAUCUUGGGAUAAACUGUAUUCCAAGAGGCAUUAAAAGCACAGUAAAUGAUUUGGUACCAAUAUGAAUUUGUUCUACUUUUAAUGCAUCUUAGAAUAUUUUUUGGUUUUAACUUUUUUUAAUUUAUCAGAAGACCCUUCAGCAUUUGUUUGCUUAUUCUUCAAAACAUUAAGAUGGCAAAACAGAGGCUUUAUACAAUAUUACCCCCGUUCUUUCUGAACUGUACAUUUCUUUUCUAUUUAUGGGUAAAUGUCUUAAACUCAUCUUCAGUUACUUUUUGUAGCACUGUUAGAGGAUUAUUUUACUUAUGUACUGUAAAAGGGUAUUGUUUUGGGCACUGUGUAUUGUGCUGAGGUAUAGUUAUGCGAGGUUAUACAACAUUCAUACAUUUUGUAGGGCGUUUAUUCCUUCACCAGAUCCGGUCUGGGAAACAAUUUAACAACUAAGUGCAAAUAUAUAUUCAAACAUACAUGGUUGCAUAUGUAUGAUAAAUUCAUGUAGAUUAAAUGUUGUAUACAGUAUAUCUCUAGAGCUUAUUAAACACUUUCAUGUAAUUAUUUUACAUUAUAGUAUAAAUGAUUAAUUCUGUACAUAACGGGGGUAAAAGUGCAAUCAUUUUUUUCCCCAUUACAUUUUCCUUGCAAUUUUAAUGGCUAUGAUUUAAAUGAUAAAUUCUAAAUGAAGUUUAAUAACCUUAAGGGUAAGAAGAAUUAAAAACAAAAAAACAGCUGACUCCGAUAUUUAGAAUGUAUGCAGAGUAGAGUGCAUUUUUUUUGCUCUUUUACACAAUGUCCUGUUCCCAACAUUUGUUGUCCCAGUUGUGCUAAGAGUAAUGAACUACCAAAAUACAAAUGCAUUACAGCAUUAUUUGUACAGUAUAGUGUAGAUUUGAGACGGGAAAACUACUUUUGACAUGCACCUAAACAACACUCUUGUACACUGGGGAAAAGAAACUUGCUUUGUUGGGAAUAUGCAUUCAGGCAUUAUGCAAAGAAUGAAACAGAACUCAGAUUCAAAGAACCUAGAAAUCUACUUCAUAUGUGAUCACUUAAUAGAAAGGAUUAUUUUAUUGAUGUAUCUGAAAUACCAAAUCAGUGAACCUCACUCUGCUUCCAUAUUAUUUUGCACUAAAUAAUACUCUACUAAUGUAUGAAACUGUGAAGGAGAAAAGUUUCAUCUUAUCUGUCAGCAGCACCAAUGAAUGAAUGCAUGCAAAAAUAAUGUACUUUGGACACUGGAUUAAGAAGUGGAGAAAGUUGUGGCUUUUCAUUUCGUCUGAGAGGUUAUUCUCUUAGCUGGUGAGCAGACUCCUUUCCAAAGUGCAUUCUACUCUUCUUUUUUUAAAACUUUUGGACAGUUAUUUGUGCUUUGCAUUGCAAAUUGCACAUAGUCAUGCAAGGCUUUGACUUACUGUAUGAUGGAAAAAUAAGGCUGAAGUUCAAGUGUUGUUUAUUUCAGGUGUGUGCCUGAUAUUGUUCAUGAUGUCAUCUGUGAUGAAGGCUCAAUGAGUGUUAAUUGGCUGGGCAGCCAUAGAAAUCAAAAUAUAAAUACUCUGUAAAGUUUGUUGUUUUCGGUCUGAUGGAGAAGGAGGGGAGAAAACCUGAACCUUUUCACCUCAGGUUAUGCUGGAGCUUUUCAAACUGAAACAACUUGUGUUAGGAAGGGAAAACUUCCUGAUUCCUAUUCAAAAUUGUAAAAUCUUAAGUUCUGGUCAGUUGAAUUUUGUUUAAAAGAAAAAAAUUAAAAUAUUUUGCGUGUAUUAUUUUAGUUCAUUUAAAUAUUUAAUUGUGAUUAUGAAUUUGUAGAUAAAAGUUUGUGUAUAAAUGGCCAAACAUUUUUAAGGAGAUAUGAUUCUAUGAAAUGUACUGUAUAUAUGGCUUUUUCAGUGAAUAAAUACUGUAUGUAAAACCAAUGUUUUUGUUUUUGAUUAGAAGCAUACUGUAUAUACUGUAAUAUGGGACUAGUCACUACUAUGAUCUCAAAUGAAUUUAGUUUAUGUACAGGACAAUUUUAUGACAUUUCAUUAGAGUAGCAAGACUGAUUUUGAAUAUUUGGUGCUAAUGCAAUUUUAUAGCCAAUAAA